This is a messenger RNA of Papaver somniferum (opium poppy), 1741 nucleotides long. RefSeq lists its product as uncharacterized. The transcript has 3 exons. Lineage: Eukaryota; Viridiplantae; Streptophyta; Magnoliopsida; Ranunculales; Papaveraceae. The record is from RefSeq and is a predicted model, not a curated record. Bases 353 to 1549 code for a protein of 398 amino acids.
AACAACCUCCCAUUCCAGAUAAUAAUAAUAACCCACUCCCUCUCCAUGAACAUUCAAACAAAAGCAAGCCAAAAUUCAACUACACAAGCAACAACAUCAAAUUAAAAAACAAACAAACAAUAGUGUUCUGAUGUGAAUAAAUGUAACUAACAGGAUUAAUUCCUUAACUAAACUACAAGAAUAUUUGUAUUUUCAAUUCAAGUUUUCUGACCAUCACUGGACAUGUUAUAGCCAUAACGAAGAUGAAGCGUUAUUUCCUUAGUUUAUUUUUAUUCAACUCCUCCUCAUCAUCAUUAUAUAAACAACUCAACUUUUCCAUCUCAGUACACUUACUGUAUAUACAAAAGACCCCAUGAAUGAUUUUAUUCUAGUUGGAGAAACCAGAAAAAAUAUGAGAAAACAAUUUUCUCCUUCAAGUGAUGAAGAUGACAGCCAUAGUGAUAUUCUAUCAUCGAGUCGUUCAUCAUUCCAAAAUUGGUGGAGAUCAGCAAAAGAAUUUGAUGAAAAUGGUAAUCUGAAACUUGAUUACACCAACCUUAUUACAGAUCUUUCACCAAGAUUGAAAGUUAUUAGAGAAAUGGAAAGACUUGCUUUGAUUGCUACUGAUGGUCUUGAUGAUCUUAGACAUAAACUUUUGAGUUACAAGUCUGGUGAUUUUUGGUUACCAACUGGUGGGAUCAAGAAAGAAGAGAUGGAGAUUUCUCCAAUUAUUACAAUUCUCUUAGUUGGAUUUUCUGGUGCUGGCAAAAGCUCAAUUAUUAAUCUCAUGUAUAGUGUUCUUGGUAGAUCUGGUCUCAUCCCUUUCACUCAAACUUCAGGGGUGUCAUCAGAGUAUACAACGAUGUUCAUGGAAGAACACAAUGUUUUAAGAUCUAUAAGAAGUGGAUUUUGUGUUUACGACUCGAGAGGGUUAGAUUACAGUCAAUUAGGUGAGAGUCUAGAAGGUUUAAAUAACUGGAUGGUGACUGGAAUUCAUCAUCACCAACUCUGUCGUAGACCAGGAGUAGAAGAAAAUUUGACGGGGCCUAUAAUGCCGUCUACGUCUAGGUUUAUAAGGAGGCGAGUUAACUGCGCUAUGGUGGUAGUGAACAUUGCAGAGAUUUACAAAGCAUUGUUGAAUGGCGAUUCCAAGCCAUUGGAGUCUGCCAAAGAACUCUUCCACUCUCCUUCUAUGAGAAAAUCCAAUGAAAAUCCAAUCGUGAUCAUGACGCAUGGCGAUAAGUUAACGGUAGAAGAAAGGAUCGAUGGCCGGAUUAAGAUAUGUGAAUUCUUGGGAAUAUCAGAAACAAGUGGAACAUAUGACAUUGUUUGUUUAACUGAGCAUGGAAUUUUAGCUGAAGAAUCAGACCCAAUUACUGCAUACGCCUUAACUGAAGCAAUAUAUAGGGCAUUGAUAUUCUCUGACAGAACUCAUUCACCGAAGACAAAUUACAAGGACUACUUUUCUAACGUUCUUAACUUGAUCAUUUGUUUCAUAGCAGGUAUAUUUACUUAUCUUGCUCAUUUCUUCUCGCAAUUGGCUGAUCCCAAUAAACUCAAACGGAUGUGAAGAGAAGAAUGAGGGAGAAAUUACAUGUUAUAGGGUUUGGAUUUCCUUAAUGGGUGCUUUUGUUAUUUCUUGUUGUAAUAAUGUUUAUGAACUUCAUUUUUGUAACACAUUUUGCUUUAUAAGCAUAAUGUGUGAAGGGGUUGCAUCUAUUUUAAUCAAUAUAUACAUAUCAAUAUAAGAAAAUUUCGUAAA